CAGUUGGGAUUUUUUCGAUUUUCGAGCCAUGAGCAGCAGCGGCAAGCCAAUGGGCAGCGUCUCGAGCACGCCGCCGAGCAGCGCGACGCCACCCAAGAGCGUCAUCCAGCACGUGCGCGACAUCAAGGAGAUGGAGACGCCACGCCUGCUUCGGUACAUGCGCGUGGGCAACAUCCUCUGCGCGAUUCUGCAGAUCUUUGCCGGCAUCGGCGGUAUUGCGUCCAUCAUCACGUUCAACCUCACGGCCGUCUUUGUCUCGGUCUACAUCAUCAUGUUUGGCGUGCUCUUCCUCCUCUUCGAGUGCCGCCUCUCGCGCUUUGAGAAGACGCUGCGCACCAACUUUGGCUUUCUCUACUCGUACAAGGGCCGCGCGUUCUUCAUCUUCUUCAUUGGCUUCAUGGACUUUGGCACGGACGACGGCCUUGGCUACAUUGCCGGCAUCAUCAUGUGCAUCAACGCGUUCCUCAACUUUUACGCCAUGAUGCGCCACCCCGAGUUCAAGAACGGCAACCUCUCGUCGUCGUCGGAUCCGACGGUCGGGUAUGCGGCCGCGCACAAGGAGGCCCAGAACUUUAUCUCGAACAACCCGAACAUUGCGAUGCAAGCGACCAACUACGCCUUCUCGCAGGCCAACGCUGCGGCGCCCUCGUACGGCAGCCAGUCGUAAUCGACAUGAUAGGUUCCAUC
Molecule: messenger RNA, 687 nt
Organism: Saprolegnia parasitica CBS 223.65
Lineage: Eukaryota; Oomycota; Saprolegniomycetes; Saprolegniales; Saprolegniaceae
Exons: 1
Coding region: 29-667 (212 amino acids)
Source: RefSeq, a predicted model, not a curated record